AUAUCAGUUCAUUUGAGGUUAUUUUACAACUAUGAUUACUGCCAUCGUCUUGGUAGCCUUCUUACAACUCGUCUCUGUGCAAGGGAUGAAGCAUGACCAGUAUUACGGCGGAGGUGAACAAAGUACAAAAAAGGUCUACGCCGAUCUAAGUCCGUAUGUCAGAUCCAAAAUGUUAGGAGAUCUGUGCUUUCAACCCACUAGUAUCGAAAUGCAAUGGCAUAUGAACUUCUCAAUGAGUGAAAACGAAUGGAAUAUGCAAAAACCCAUAUUAGAAAUUUACAGGAACGAAGACAUUUAUAAUUAUGAUAUUUGUGCAACAUACUCUACUCCAUUGAAAACUUUUGAAUUAAACUCCAUGUACUGUCAAACACAUCGCUAUAUGAGCAGAAAAAAGAGAGCAUUAAGGUUGAAAAGAAGUUGGAAUUCAACUAGUAAGUGGAAUGGUUACAAAAAUGAAUACACUGGAUAUUACGGAUAUAAUACUAAAAGAUAUGAUUGGUACAGAAGUACAGAGGGACCCUAUGAAUCUUAUAAUAAAAAUCUCAACAUUUCUUGCUCUGGAACAGUUUAUGUGACUUUAGAGAAACCGACCAAGCUCGCAGCCUUUAUUAAAAGAUGUAACAAAAACACUUAUGAAUACUACAAUGGAUGUUUCGAAGUGAAAAACUCUUAUAUGGGAGAAGACUGCGAAGAAAACCAACCUUUUGAAAAUAGUGGUAAAGCUAUAUAUAUAUAUAUUUAUUUAUUUAUUUACACAUUCGGGUUAAUGUUAAUAAUAUUUUCUCUAUUCCAGCAACUUUGGUUAAACCAACAAACGCUGUUGCUCUUUUAAUAAGUGCAUAUAUUUUUCAAAGAAUAUAACUUAUUUAAUAUCUUUUAUGAAUAAGAAAGAAGUUUAAAUGUUUAAUUUCAGAAUACAAAAUUCAUAUCACCUGCAAAUAUUUAAAUAAGCUAUA
Dimorphilus gyrociliatus is the source of this 956-nucleotide messenger RNA. NCBI's taxonomy places the organism in Eukaryota, Metazoa, Annelida, Polychaeta, Dinophilidae. The record is from the annotation of a GenBank genome assembly.